Messenger RNA from Castor canadensis (American beaver), 923 nucleotides. RefSeq names its product RAB9B, member RAS oncogene family (gene Rab9b). The record is from RefSeq and is a predicted model, not a curated record. Gene Ontology annotation, molecular function: GTPase activity; GTP binding. Lineage: Eukaryota; Metazoa; Chordata; Mammalia; Rodentia; Castoridae. Gene Ontology annotation, biological process: Rab protein signal transduction; retrograde transport, endosome to Golgi. Gene Ontology annotation, cellular component: phagocytic vesicle; late endosome; lysosome.
UGAGGAACGAGGCGGCAGCAGGAGCGGUGACCGUGUCGCCCAGAGCCAGACCAGAGGCCGAGAGCUGACCUGCCGGCACCCGCUGCCUCUCCUUUCUCCUUCCCAUUGUGUUGGAACCCUAAAAAGAAAGAAUAAAGCAACAACAGGAAAAAAGAAAAAAGAUUAAAAUUGUGAAUUGUGACUAAACCCAACUGGGUUCUCUUGGUUACAAACUCCUCCCCAUCUGGUGCUGCAACAAUGAGUGGGAAAUCCCUGCUCUUAAAGGUCAUUCUCUUGGGUGAUGGUGGAGUUGGGAAAAGCUCACUUAUGAACCGUUAUGUAACCAAUAAGUUCGAUUCCCAGGCUUUUCACACCAUAGGUGUAGAAUUCUUAAAUCGAGAUCUGGAGGUAGAUGGACGCUUUGUAACCCUCCAGAUCUGGGACACUGCAGGGCAGGAACGUUUCAAGAGCCUUAGGACACCCUUCUACAGGGGAGCAGACUGCUGCCUCUUGACCUUCAGUGUGGAUGAUCGUCAGAGCUUCGAGAACCUUGGUAACUGGCAAAAAGAAUUCAUCUACUAUGCAGAUGUGAAGGACCCUGAGCAUUUUCCCUUUGUAGUUCUGGGUAACAAGGUAGACAAAGAGGAUAGGCAAGUGACUACUGAGGAGGCACAAGCCUGGUGCAUGGAGAAUGGGGAUUACCCUUAUCUAGAAACAAGUGCCAAAGAUGAUACUAAUGUGACAGUGGCCUUUGAAGAAGCUGUCAGACAGGUGUUGGCUGUAGAGGAACAGUUAGAGCAUUGCAUGUUAGGUCACACCAUUGACUUGAAUAGUGGCUCCAAAGCAGGUUCUUCAUGCUGUUAAAAGUAGGAAGCCUUUAAAACAUGUGCCCAAUUGUCAGUAGUGUAAGAAUUACUGUGCUUCUCUGAGAGUGCACACACACA